Messenger RNA from Scheffersomyces stipitis CBS 6054, 2104 nucleotides. It is a transcript of the gene POL12, whose product is annotated as DNA-directed DNA polymerase alpha subunit. Gene Ontology annotation, molecular function: DNA binding. Lineage: Eukaryota; Fungi; Ascomycota; Pichiomycetes; Serinales; Debaryomycetaceae. Gene Ontology annotation, cellular component: alpha DNA polymerase:primase complex. The record is from RefSeq and is a predicted model, not a curated record. The transcript has a single exon. Gene Ontology annotation, biological process: DNA replication initiation; DNA replication. The coding region runs from base 1 to 2058 and encodes 685 amino acids.
AUGUCUACACAAGUUGAAAUCGACGCAAUAAGGAAGGAGCUCGUGAGUUCAUUCGGUCUGUCAGACCUUCUCACCGAAGAUGUUUGUAAAGAGCUUGGAACUUUGAUGCUGCUUUACCAGCUUUCCAGUGAUGAUUUAUACAUCAAGUGGGAAUCCUUCAACGUAGCCGAAGUACAAGAAAACUUAGACUUAACCAUUGAGAACAUCGACAGAUUCCAAAAGUACCUCCAAUCGUCGUUGUCUACAUCCAGAGCAACUCCUACUGCCAAAAGAGCGCGAGACAUCCAAGGAAGCAACAUCAAGAAGAAACCUAUCAUCAGGUCCAAUGCUGAUUUCAACUCUUCCAGUCCAGUUAUUCCUUCUACACCAAAUUUGAAGAAACGUAAAGUCAUAGAGGAAGCAACUCCUGCUUUUAAAACUCCAAGAGCAGACUUCAAUGCCUCAUCUCCAGCUGACUUCAACACGGCAAACAACACUUUCCAGUCCCCUUCAACUCCCAAUGUCUCCAAGAAACAGGAAUCCAAUACUAUCAUCGAAACAUUGAACCCAGAAAUCGAUGUUCUCCCAGGAUUUGUCCAGCUUGACGAAGAUCCAGCCACUAGCUUGAAGCCUUACAAGCUCAUGUACAACUUCGAUGCGUCUAAGUUUAAGUACCGUACCAUGUCUAUGAAGUUGUUGGAAAGUGCCGAUGUUCUAGAUGAUCAAAUCGAUAGCUUUACGCAACUUUAUAUAGACAACCAUAAGGAGGAUGGGAACUUGUUUGGAAACCCAUGUAUAAGCUCUCAAUUUGAUAUCAACUGCUGUGGAAGAAUCGUCCCUGAUUCUCCUAAUUACGAUAAGACUGCUAGCGUUCAACUCAACAGCACUUCAUUAUACUUAGAAACAUCUAGAAUUAACGGUAUUGGCCAAAGAAUACCUUUGGAUUUGUCCCAAUUGAAGGGCUACUCCUUCUUCCCUGGACAAAUCGUUCUUUUAAGAGGUAGAAACCCAACUGGGAGAUCUUUCACUAUCAAAGAAGUAUUAGAAAUUCCAGAAUUGGGAGCCGCAGUGUCUUCAAGACAAGACUUGGAGGAGUUUGAGGAAAUGACCGCAGAAAAUGGAUUAAAGAUCAUGGUGGCAGCAGGACCCUUCAGCAACCAUCACUCCUUGAAUUACCUGAAGCUUGAAAAAUUAACAGAAAUAAUAAACAACUCCAUGAAACCACAUGUGGUUGUAUUAAACGGUCCAUUUAUUGACAUCACAAACUCUAUGGUAGCCCUGGGAGAUAUCGAGAUACCCGAUGAUAAGCUGCCACCCAGAAAUCUCGACGAGUUGUUUAAAAAACUUAUCAGUCCUAUACUAAGAAAAAUCGAUCUGAGAAUUCAAGUCAUUUUGAUUCCCUCUGUGAACGAUACCGCUAUUAAACAUUGUUCAUAUCCACAAGAUUCUUUUGAAAGAAAGAAGUUCGGCUUGCCUAAGAACGUGAGAAUAGUUCCUAACCCAUCAAGUGUUUCGGUCAACGAAGUUUUGAUAGCCAAUUCUAACCUCGAUGUGUUCAAGGAUUUAAAGGAUGUACACCAAGAAAACCCAGAAGGAAAGCUGUUCAGUAAUAGAUUUGAGAGAAUCGCAAACCACAUAUUCGAACAGAGAAGAUUCUACCCUGUAUUUCCUGGUUCAAUAAAGAGAGUUACUCCUUUUCAAACAGCUACACCUCCGGAACUACAUGAAGGUAUUAUGGGUAAAGAGUUGUCAUUCACUUCGGUAGGAGGUCCUUCGUUGGAAGUCCCCUACUUGGGAUUAACAGAAUUGGGAGAUUCGCUCCCAGAUAUUCUUAUUAGCCCUUCUGACUUGAAGAGCUUUGUUAAGGUGAUUAGCGGGGUAGUCGUGAUCAAUCCCGGUUACUACAUAAAACUCAAUAAAGAUCCUACUAGGGAAGAUGGUACAUAUGCUGUGAUAAACAUCACUCCACCUCAAUUGAAUGCCGGAGGUGAUAAUAAUGUGCAACCCGUUUCUGAAGAUCUGGAAUUGUACUUCCAUAACAUUCACAAGAGAACUCGUGUUGACAUUUAUAGCACCUAGUCCAAGUAUGCCAUUGUUUAUACGAUUGAAUAUAUUUCUAAAAUAG